AACUUUUGCUUGUAUCUCUUUCGCUCUUAAGAAAAUUUUAAUGAGCCUGACAAAGAGCUGAUCGUAGUCAUAAUUUUUUUUUAUAAUUCAGUUUAUUUGUUAUUUCUUGAUCGAGCAGACCGGACAGACUUUAUAUUUUUAGUUCACAAAAACUAAAAUGGAUUCAACUUUAAGAGAGCAAGUAAUGAUAAAUCAAUUUGUAUUGGCCGCAGGCUGUGCUCAAGAACAAGCUAAACAAUUGUUACAAGCGGCUCACUGGCAAUUUGAGACUGCCUUAUCUAUAUUUUUCCAAGACAUGGCAAUACCCGCUGGUGCCAAUGGCAUUGCUGCACCUCACUACGGACAGCAAUUAAUGACACCAUGCAACACUCCAGCUACACCACCAAACUUCCCUGAUGCAUUGGCAGCAUUCUCACGGCUGUCCACAACAGGGAGUCCUAACAAUGCUGGUGGAGUCUGUAUGAAUACCGCUCCACCUGUGUCUCCACUCGCUACGCAUCCUCCGCCUCCAUCUCACCAAUCUCAUGUACAAAUCAACAUGUAUCCGGGCUCUGCAAACACACCAACAAAUUACACAUCUAUCUCUUGCUCAACUGCAAUGUGCAGUGAACAUAUGCCAAGAUAAAUGUAGCAUAUUAGUUUAAAAGCAUCCAUAAUUUAUUUUUUUAAUGGUGCACAAUGUGAGCGGUGGAGCUGUGUAUGAAAUGUACAUACAUUAAUCAAUGAGACCCUACUGCAGCGAUUACUUGCAGAACAUUAUUUAGGGUACUGUACUGUAGUCAAUCAUGUUAAAUAAUAUUCUAAAAGUCUUAUCCGUUUAUGUGCAAUUGUAAUGAAUAAUGCACCUCAAAAUAUAUAGAUUGUGUUAAUUUUUCUGAUCAUAAUUUUUGAUUUUAUUAUAUAUUAUAGUGAAUGAAAUAAUUAAUCAAUGAAAAACUGCAAAUGAUUAUUGUACUUCCUCAAUAUACAACUAAUUAGAUAAUAAUGUAAUGUACACAUCAUUCAUUGUUUGUAUUUACAUAGUAAAUGUAUUACACGUUGUUAGACAAUUUAUGUAAAAGUUGCUCUAUUAUGAUAAGAAUAAUAUUUUAUAAUAGCAUUAAACACCAGUCCACGCUGCAUAUCUGUAUAAAUUAGCGUUGAUAUUACCUAAGUAUAUUAUUUUAGUGUUUAUCCUUACUUUUCUAAGACAUUGCUUUAUUUCAGUAGCAAAUUUAAAUUUAAAUGUUUUAUACAUUUUCUGUAAUGUAUAGGUAUAUAAUCUUGUAUAAAAAAAGACAUAAAUCAAGAAAUUACCAAAACCAGAUUUGCCUGUUUAUAAUAUAAGAUUAAAACAUAAUAUAUGUUUUAGAAAAUGCUGAAUUGCGUAUGUUAAUGUCCACUUUAAUGAUACAAACGGUGUAAUUACAAAAUCACGAGUCUUGACAUAGUUUACUGUUAAAAUGUAAUAAUACCGUUGUAUAUAUUUUUAUUUUUCAUAAAUUUUGCGUCUCAUGCCUACAUAACUCAUAUUCAUGGCGAUAGUCAAUAGGAAACUUUAUAUGAUAUAAGGUUUCAGUGCAACAUUACCUGUAAGUUUAUUAAAUAUCAAUAUUUAUUAUUAACUAAGCAGAAUGUAAAAUAAAAUU
Bombyx mandarina (wild silkworm) is the source of this 1628-nucleotide messenger RNA. RefSeq names its product UBA-like domain-containing protein 1. Lineage: Eukaryota; Metazoa; Arthropoda; Insecta; Lepidoptera; Bombycidae. Gene Ontology annotation, molecular function: protein binding. The record is from RefSeq and is a predicted model, not a curated record.